CAAAGUAAUAAACACAACAUUGCAUAAUUUACGACGAUCUUAAACUUGAGUGUCGAAUACAUUAGUUUUAAUUAUUUUAUUUAAACGCGACAUGUUAAGAUUUGUUCUUUUUAUUUUUUUACAUGAAUAUUGUGUGUGUGAAAACGAUAAAUAUGAAUAUAUACAAAUAAAUGAUAAUAAUUUUGAUAUUUAUCGACUUUUUUACGGUGACUUAACCAACAUAAAAGAUAUGUUUCUACCAGCUCUUGAUGAGUUAGACGAUGACGAAAGCGAUGAAGAAAAUACAAGCACAACAGAGAAACCUCGCAAUUCGUAUUUCGAAUAUUUAAAUGCAACGAACCAACGACGCGAUAUAGCAGAAUUUAAUGAAAUAACAAAACUCCUCAAUAACGCAACUAGACGGUAUUAUGGCACAUAUCACGGUUGGAUUGAUCCACAGGAUCCGAGAUAUUUUUCGUUUUGGACAUUUUGGUGGGUACACGAGGAGGAUAAGGAAGAUUUAAAAAAAGAUAAAUUAAUUGAUAUUAACAUACAAUUUUUGAUACAUACAAGACACCAGGUAAAAAUCGCUUUAUUAGAAAAACAUGAAAUAAGAUUAGACAAAAGAUACAGGAUAGGUUAUCUAUUUAAUAGAUUGAGAAGGAUAAAAUACGAACAACAGAAGAUAGUAAAUUACGCAAGCGAACAGUUGAAGACGGAUUAUAGAGACUUAACAUCACAGAUAAGACUUUAUGAGAAAAUGGUUCGAUACGAUGUAGACAUAACGGAUACAAUAAAGCUCAUUAAAGAGAUUGAUAAGGAGAAAAUGAAUGAAUUCACAACACAAUUUACAAAACCACCAAGAGAAGAAUACGUGCAAGAUGAAUACGUCCAAGAUGAAUAAAUCAAUUUGUAUUAUAUUUACCAGCUGGUAGGACUUUGUCUGGGUAGGUACCACCCACUCAUCAGAUCUGUAGGUAGUUACUCCCUAGUCUGGGUAGGUACUCCGAAUCAAAAUCAAACACACGUAACAAAAAAUCAUCAAAAUCUAACCAGCUACUCAGGAGGCAUUAAGUCACAACACACGUCCUGAAGAAUUAUAUAUGUUAUAUACAUUACAAUAAAUAUUUUUUUGUGAAAA
Messenger RNA from Nymphalis io (European peacock), 1120 nucleotides. RefSeq lists its product as uncharacterized. The coding region runs from base 92 to 883 and encodes 263 amino acids. Lineage: Eukaryota; Metazoa; Arthropoda; Insecta; Lepidoptera; Nymphalidae. The transcript has 2 exons. The record is from RefSeq and is a predicted model, not a curated record.